Symbiodinium necroappetens is the source of this 1695-nucleotide messenger RNA. The record is from the annotation of a GenBank genome assembly. Lineage: Eukaryota; Dinophyceae; Suessiales; Symbiodiniaceae.
AUGGGAAAGGACAAGUACGAGAAUGAGGAGCUGUUGAAAUAUGGAUUUCCAGAGGAUAUUUGGUUCCACGUUGAUAAGCUGUCUUCAGCACAUGUGUAUCUCCGUCUUCCGCCUGGCAGUCUGGACUUGUCUGGGGCCAACAAGGCCGAAGCCAAGCAGAGGCUGCUGGAUGCGAUCGCUUCAGUGCCGGAAGAGAUCCUGAUGGAGAUGGCCCAGCUUACGAAAGAGAAUUCCAUCGAGGGUUGCAAGGCAGCUCAGUGCGACAUAGUCUACACACCAUUCCUCAACUUGAAGAAAGAGGACCGCAUGGAAGUCGGCCAGGUUGGCUUCAAGGAGGAGUCUUUCCGAACCUUGAUCAAGCAUGUGGCCAAGGACAAAGACAUAGUCAAACGGCUUGAGAAGACGAGGGUCGAGAAGACCGUCGACCUUGCAAAGGAGAAAGAGGAGCAUGACAACGAAGAGAAAGCUAGAAGAAGAAAAGUUAUUGAGGAGCGGAAAAAGGCGGAGAAAGAGGAGACCAAGCGCCACCUCGAGGAGAAGGAGCUCAAGAGCUACGCCGCGCUCCAGCACUUGGAAAAGUCCUCAAAUGUCGGCGUUAGCAAGACGGGCUCGAUUGAGGAGUGUCGGGAGAUCGAGGAUGAUUUCAUGUGCGAUGGUCUCCAUGGGAACCGGCUCCUGGGCUGGGUGGCCAGCCCAGUGUUCUCUGCCCUCCACCUGGAGACUGGGGCGUCUGGUGGUCUCAGGAGCUUUGGGGUCGCGUGUUUGCUGGUUGAGAUCCACAUGCGUGCUCUGCAGACUUGGUGGCAGGAGCACAUACCGGCAGUCCAUUGGUGCACCAAUGGGGCCGUUGAUGUGUGGCUAAACUUGGCUCGCGGGGGCGUUCCAUCUCAAGUUGCCUUGCUGAAGGUCGCUGCAGAUCUUUCACAGCUUCAUCUGCUGAAUAGUCCCACCUGCCCUCCCAGAUGGGGUAGGACACAGAAGCUUUCUACAGCCUGCCCGAGUCUGCACCGAUUCCGCCAUAUGGCGAAGACCCUCACCAAGUGCUUGGACUGUGCCCAGGUGCCUCCGCCGCAGAGGUCCGUGCAGCCUACCUCAAAUCUGCGCUGCGUACGCAUCCAGACCUGGCCCGCAGCUCUGCUGAGGUCCAAGAGUUUGCGACAGGGGCAUGAUUGCAAUUCCAGGCGUAUCAACAGCUCCGCAACCCUCGAGGAGCGAAAGUGUCUAUCGGUGUUGGCCAUGGCAGAGCACUGGAAAGGGAAUUCCGUGACAGCCAACACGCUGGAUGUUGAGGAUCACAAGCAUCGGUCGGCUCCGCUCCAAAGGAGGGCUGGUUCCGUCAGCCAGGAGCAGGCGGAGAGACUUUUCCGCGACGCCUUCAACGGUCGCGGCUUGGACGAGAUGCUUCAAGAGGAAUUGGGGCGAGUGGGGCUGAAGCCAGGAGUUCACGCUGCAGCUGUCCGCGAAGGUAUUUUUGCUCGACUUCUCCGCUCCGCGCAGGCAGCUUCACGGCUGCCUUUGCCCCAAGAGGUAACCGACAAGCCGCGUCCGGAAGAGAACUGGCCGCGACUGGAUGUUCAGAGGGAGCACUUCGUGGGCAGCGAUGGGCACAAGUGGAUGCGCAUCUACACCACGACUCGAUGGCCAAAUGGAAGGAAGGAGGAGCACGUCCUGGAGAAGCCUGUGUACAGAAUGUGA